This is a messenger RNA of Manihot esculenta (cassava), 3508 nucleotides long. RefSeq names its product kinesin-like protein KIN-5C. Lineage: Eukaryota; Viridiplantae; Streptophyta; Magnoliopsida; Malpighiales; Euphorbiaceae. Gene Ontology annotation, molecular function: ATP binding; microtubule binding; plus-end-directed microtubule motor activity. The transcript has 23 exons. Bases 173 to 3202 code for a protein of 1009 amino acids. The record is from RefSeq and is a predicted model, not a curated record. Gene Ontology annotation, biological process: microtubule-based movement.
UCGAGCGGGUGUCCAAAUUCAAAUCCAUCCUCAGCCCGCCCUCACUUUCACAUCUCGCUGAGUCGCACACUCCUAUAGCCAGAAAUCGAGAGAAAGAGAGGGAAGCACACUUUCAAGCGGAUCUAAUAGUAUAGGCUCGCUCGAUUCUCUCCCUAAUUUGAGAUUCCAAAGGAUGUCUAUUCGCCACGAGAAAGAGAAAGGCGUUAAUGUUCAAGUUCUUCUUCGUUGCAGACCAUUUAGUGAUGAGGAGUUGAGGAACAACGCUCCUCAGGUUGUAACUUGCAAUGAGUACCAGAGGGAAGUUGCUGUUUCGCAGAGUAUAGCUGGGAAGCAUAUAGAUAGAGUAUUCACUUUUGACAAGGUUUUUGGUCCUUCUUCUCAGCAAAAGGAUCUUUAUGAACAAGCUAUGGUGCCAAUUGUAAAUGAAGUUUUAGAAGGCUUCAACUGUACAAUUUUUGCAUAUGGUCAAACUGGUACAGGUAAAACAUACACAAUGGAAGGGGAAUGCAAAAGGUCGAAGAGUGGGCCUAAUGGAGAAUUGCCUCCAGAAGCAGGGGUCAUACCCAGAGCUGUUAAGCAAAUAUUUGAUACUCUCGAAAGUCAGAAUGCCGAAUACAGUGUGAAGGUUACUUUCUUAGAAUUGUACAACGAGGAGAUCACGGAUUUGCUAGCACCGGAUGAAAUUUCUAAAGUUGCUUUAGAGGAGAAGCAAAAGAAGCAGUUGCCUCUGAUGGAGGACGGGAAAGGUGGAGUUCUUGUAAGAGGUUUGGAGGAGGAAAUAGUAACAAGUGCAAGUGAGAUAUUUACUCUUCUUGAAAGGGGUUCUGCAAAACGUCGCACUGCGGAAACUUUGUUAAACAAGCAAUCAAGUCGGUCGCAUUCCCUUUUUUCCAUUACAAUACAUAUCAAGGAAGCAACUCCUGAAGGGGAAGAACUAAUCAAAUGUGGGAAGUUGAAUUUGGUCGAUCUAGCUGGUUCUGAAAAUAUCUCUCGUUCUGGUGCUCGGGAGGGCCGUGCUAGAGAAGCUGGUGAAAUCAACAAGAGUUUACUCACUUUAGGUCGCGUUAUUAAUGCUCUUGUGGAGCAUCUUGGGCAUGUUCCAUACAGGGACAGCAAGCUCACUAGGUUACUUCGUGAUUCACUGGGGGGAAGAACGAAAACGUGCAUUAUAGCAACAGUUUCACCAGCUGUCCAUUGUCUAGAAGAAACCUUGAGUACUCUGGAUUAUGCACACAGGGCCAAGAAUAUAAGAAAUAAGCCAGAGGUGAACCAAAAAAUGAUGAAAUCAACUCUUAUUAAGGAUCUCUAUGGGGAGAUUGAAAGGCUCAAGACAGAGGUGUAUGCUGCACGCGAAAAAAAUGGAGUUUAUAUCCCAAAGGAGCGAUACUAUCAGGAGGAGAGCGAAAGGAAGGCCAUGGCUGAUCAGAUAGAACAAAUGGGAGUUACUAUAGAGAGCAAUCAGAAGAAACUGGAGGAGUUGCAGGAAAAAUAUAAUGCCCAAGUUCAACAAUGUUGUAACUUGACUAGAAAACUUAACGCCACCGAGAAAAACUUGAAUCAAACCUGCAAAUUGCUCAGCAGUACUGAGGAAGAACUGAAGAAGUGUCGUUAUGCUUUGAAGGAGAGGGAUUUUGUCAUAUCUGAACAGAGAAAAGCAGAGAAUGCUCUGGCUCAACAAGCAUGCGUUUUACGGUCUGACUUGGAGAAAGCUCUUCAAGAUAAUUUUUCUUUGUUCCAAAAGAUUGGAAGAGAAGAUAAGCUGAAUGCUGAUAAUAGAGCACUAGUGACCAAUUUCCAAAAGGAGCUCUCCCAACAAGUUGGUUCCCUUCAAAACUUGGUGGCUUCAUCAAUGUUGAAGCAAGAUGAACAUCUUCAGUGCGUUGAGAAACUUUGUCAUUCUUUCCAAGACAUUCAUAAUAAGGCGGUGAAGGAUAUGAAGAAGAAAUUGAAAGCUUCAAGGGCUUUGUAUAUUUCCCACAUUGAGGCAAUGCAAAAUGUUGUGCGAUUGCACAAGGCUAGCUCUAUCGCUGGCUUAGAGGAAAUUUCAUCCUCGGCUUCUUCUAAUGCAGGUUCCAUUGAAGAAUAUCUCGCGUCGGAGGCUGUCAAGGCAACAUCAAUAUUUGAUGAUAUUCGGAGUACGGUCGCAACCCACCAGGGAGACAUGGCUCUUUUUGCUAGGGAACUGCGUCAGAAAUUCCAUGUCACUGGUGAGCGAAUGAAGGCGGUUUCUGACUUCAUGAAUGGAUUUCUACAAAAGCUUUUGCAACAAUCCCAAGGGCUUCAGAAUGAUGCAGCACAAGCUGAUGAAAAUCAUUUGAAAUCCAUAACUGAUUUUCAGAAGGCUUAUGAGGAGCAAUCAAAAUCUGAUGCCAAGAAGCUUUUUGCUGAUAUCAGCAAUCUGGUGUCUAAUCACAUUCAGCGUCAAAAAGAGCUGGUGGACUCAAGGCUCCUUGUUCUUAGAGAAACUGCUAUUGGAAACAAGGCAAAUUUGGAUAUGCAUGCUUCUUCUAUGGAGUGCAUAACAACAGAUGGAAAACGAAAAUGGGAGGAAUUUUCUAUGCACGCAGAGAAUGAUGCUAAGGAUUGUGCAGAUUACUCUGCUGUGAAACAUUGUCGUAUGGAAUUACUCUUUCAGCAGUGUUUAACCACUACAGAAUCAGCUUUCGAGCACUGGAAAAAGACUUGUGACUCGGUGAAUGAAAUGGGCAGUAAACAUGUUUCAACGUUGUUGUCACUUACCAGAAGUGCGUCUGAUAGCAUUGAACAACACGAUGCUGAGGUUGGCUCUGCAAGAGUUGCAGCUGAACAAGAUGUUGCAAGGAAUAGUGAUGAUCUCCUUAAGCAUAUUGAAAAUGUAUCAGAACAGGAGCAAGAAUCUGUAUCUGGAAUCUUGGGAGUUGUCAAAGCUCAUGGAGGUACACUCGAGCUCUUCAGGGACGAUCUUUCAGGGCAAUCGACAGCAAUUGAGGGCAAAGCAAAGGAAACAUUUCAGCAGCAAUAUAUGGAUUAUGAGCCGACGGGCACAACACCAGUGAGAUGUGAGCCAGACAUUCCCAGCAAGGGUACGAUUGAAUCACUUCGAGCAAUGCCAAUAGAAAAUCUUCUUGAGGAAUUCCGAGAAAAUAAUUCUUACGAAUCAUUUGAGGUGAAGGAAGUGAAGCCAUCUUUAAUACCACGGUCGCCCCUUUUACAACUUAACUAAUAAUUGGCUGGUCCUGUUUGAUCCAUCUACUUAACUUGCCAAUGAGUGCCAGUUCGUUCAUUGUAAGAAUCUUGUACAUUGUUACUAUUCCCAUCAGAUAGGGUGCGCUGGUGGGUGUGUUUUACAUAAUUCUCGUGUUGAGGAUAAAUUAAUCCCAUCUUGGGAUUUUUCAGAAAAUAUGUAGCUUACCACAAGAAUGUAAAAGUGGGGCAGAGCUCCACAAUUGAGAAUAUAACUAUAAUCAAUCUGAUUAAAUUCAAUUCAUUUGAGAAAUAAUAGCUAUUGAAUUUUUAUUUUGAUUGGGCA